CAACCAUUAAAGUCAAUCCAAUAUAGAUUUGAAAUUAUAGAAUAAGUACGCAAGAUCAAUAAUUACCUAAUAGAAUUAUCAAAAUAGCGAAAAUAAAUUUACCUUAGCCUUUUAUGCCGUACUCAAAACAUGGAUACGAUGAGUUUAAAAGAAAUACAAAGCAAGUUAUUGUUGUGGGAAUCGUCUGAAAAUCCACUUGCGCCACUCAACUCGGACCAGAGGGAAGCGAUUUUGGAUCUUGAAUCUUUGAUUUUAGGAGUUAAUGAUGAGGGUGGAGAAAAUGGACCAAUAGAAAAAGAGACUGUUGACCAAAAAUCUAUACCAUCUGUAGAUACAACAUAUGACUUUUUGGAAUGGUAUGAGCGACUCUGUGACGAUAAUAUGAAGACUGAAGAUGUCCCUUACCAAUGCUAUUAUAAACAAUUAGAAGAUAGAAGAAAUGAAUGUAUUUCUUUAAACGAACAGAUCAACGAGGCGAUGUCGGAUCUGCAUAAACUAACAGAGCAAUACAAUUUUGUUUCAAAUAAAACAAAUGCUCUACACAACAUGAGUGAGCAGCUACUGGCUGAUCAAAAUAAACUAUCUGGUAUAGGAGACGAUAUAAAAAAAAGGCUUCAUUAUUUCACGCAAGUGGAGCAUUUGUCGCAACGCCUCAACAGCCCAACUAUGUCGGUCAAUAGUGACGCAUUCUUUAAUGUACUGGCAAAGAUCGACGAGUGCUUGGAUUAUAUGAGAGAGAACAGCAACUACAAAGAGUCCCACACGUAUCUAGUGAAGUAUCGUCAUCUGCAAAAUCGUGCGAUUUCCGUGAUACGUUCGUACGUGAACCACGUGUUGGACCACGCGACGGAGCAGGUGCUGGGGCCGCAGGAGGACGCCGGCUCCGAGGAGGAAGAAUACGUGGACACAGCUUACGCGGUCUUCUUCGGGAAGUUUCAAGCUGCCGCCCCGAAGUUAAGGAAAGUCAUAGGGGAAAUCGAACAGCGAGCCGAAACGAAUUCUGACUACGCGUCGCUGCUGUCGGACAUGGAGCGCGAGUACGCGUCGCGGCGGCGGCGGGUGGCGGGCGGCGCGGUGGGGGGCGCGGUGGGCGGCGCGGCGCGGCGGCUGGCGCGGGACAGCUGCGCCCUGCUGCGCGCGUGCUGCUCGCUGCUCGCGCACGCCUGCCGCGACGAGUGCGCGCUCUACCAUCACUUCUUCACGCAGUCCUCACAGGCUCUCGAAGAAUACCUGCAGUCCCUCUGCAACGGCUUAUACGAAACUCUACGGCCGCACAUCAUCCACAUCAACCAUUUGGAAACGCUUGCCGAAUUGUGUGUCAUACUGCGGAUCGAAGUUAUCGAGGAACAAGUCAACAACGACCCGGUGAGUCUGCGCGCGCUGGGCAUGUGCGCGGGCGCGCUGCUGCAGGACGCGGCGGAGCGGCUGGUGUUCCGCGCGCACGUGCACCUCCGCGCUGACGUGCUGCUGUACCGCCCCGCGCCCGGCGACCUCGCCUACCCCAACAAGCUGCUCAUGAUGGAGCAAAUCGCGCUCUCCAUUCAAGAGCAGAGCCUGAAGCGGAGCGACUCGCGCAACUCCAUGGUGUCUGACGUGUCGGCCACGUCGCAAGAGGUCGCCAACAUCAACGUUGAGGCGCAGCGCCGACCUCACGCGUCCCCGGCCGACCUGCACGGCAUGUGGUACCCCACCGUCCGGAGAACCCUGGCCGCCUUGUCGCGCCUGUACAGGUGCUUGGAGAAGAGAGUCUUCCAGGGUCUCGCUCAAGAAGCCAUCUCGCUGUGCGUCCAGAGCGUGGAUACCGCGGCCAGACUAAUAACGGCAAACGCGACCAGCGUCGACGGCGAACUGUUUCAAAUAAAACACUUGCUGAUCUUGAGGGAGCAGAUCGCGCCGUUUCAAGUCGACUUCGUGAUCAAAGAGACGACCUUGGACUUUAGUAACGUCAAAAACGCAGCCUACGGCCUCAUACAGAAGCCAAGGCAGAUAUUCUCGCUCAGCUCUAACAACGCGCUGCUGGAGUUCCUCCUGGAGGGGACGCCGAUGGUCCGGGAACAUCUGCUAGACUCGAGGAAGGAGGUGGACAGACAGCUGAAGAGCUGCUGUGAAACGUUCAUCAAGAACGCGACGGAGCUGCUGGCCGGGCCCAUGGCCGUCUUCACUGAAAAGGCUCAAACCUUCACACCGAUAGACCAGUUAAAGUCUGAGCCCUGGGCGACGCCUGAACAACUAGCGGUUGUCGUUAAAGAAGUACAAAAGCGUAUAAAAGCUCACCUCGCUCCGUUGCAGCGCUCGAUGCAGCUGUACUUAGCCAAUAAGGAAACUGAAUUUAUCUUGUUCAAGCCGAUUAGGAAUAACGUUGUCGGCUACUUCGUCCAAAUAGAACAACUUCUGGUGAACGCUGGCUACUCGUACGAGGAUACUCUGAUUGUCGCGUGUCCCACUCCUGAGCAAAUAUCAGUUUUUAUAUCUUCUGCUAGCCUUAUAAGCCACAGUGAGCCAGUGUUGCCAUACGGCACUAAGGCGAAGCCAAGUGUGGUCCGUAAACCGAGUGUUACCAGCGUACCGGAGAAACUAGAAGAAAAGGCGACGGCGGAGACGGUUUAACACUUAUGUCGCUUAAUCAUAUUAUUUUUUGUAAUAAAUGAUACGGACCCGAGGGUCGUCGUUUUCCUCCUACGAUAUAAAUAGUUAGUUAUGCUUCAUAACAUUUAAUAUAUCUUUAAUUGUUUUUUUUUUGAAGAAGUUGUUCGAUGCCAGAAAAUUCUUUAAGAAGCAUGCUCGCUUCUAAAUACUUUAUUAUGUUUUAUAUUUGUGAGAUAUAUUGUUAUGUUUAAAUAAUACAACAAAUAAAAAAAAAUGUUUUUUUUUU
Molecule: messenger RNA, 2872 nt
Organism: Bombyx mandarina (wild silkworm)
Lineage: Eukaryota; Metazoa; Arthropoda; Insecta; Lepidoptera; Bombycidae
Gene: Cog3
Product: conserved oligomeric Golgi complex subunit 3
Biological process (GO): intracellular protein transport; Golgi organization; intra-Golgi vesicle-mediated transport
Cellular component (GO): cis-Golgi network; membrane; COG complex
Source: RefSeq, a predicted model, not a curated record